CAUGAACGCAGCACCACUCUCCCAGCUGCCACAAGUGUUUUUAGCUGCAGAAAUAGCGGGUGUUUUUCCGGAUGCUCAUAUGAAAACAAUACGCAGUUUUUGAGUGCAUACAAUUCAGAGUAAAAUAAGUUUGCAAGAAGACCGCCGAACGGAACGCCGUGUUAUCUGAGCUCGACAGGUUAUGUCUGAGACUGCUGCUGAAGGCGCACAGUUUGACAGUCAUGGAAGUAACGUCUCGCAGCAGCGGGGCGGCUAAACUUUCCCUCUGACAACAUUAGCUGUUUCGGCAAAUGACCACAAUGGCGUCUGUUUUGGAGGAUCCAACCCUUGAGAGACACUUCAAGGGGCAUAAAGAUGCUGUCACCUGUACAGACUUCAGCCCAAACCGCAAACAACUGGCCUCAGGGUCAGUGGAUAAGACCCUGAUGAUUUGGAAUCUUGCUCCAAAGGCAAGAGCUUUCCGCUUUGUUGGCCACCAAGACGCCAUCACUGGCGUGCAGUUCUCCCCGUCUGGUAACCUGGUGGCCACUUCCUCCAAAGAUAGAACUGUCCGACUGUGGACACCUUCAAUAAAGGGCGAGUCUACAGUGUUCAAAGCUCACACGGCUGCUGUACGCAGUGUUGCCUUCUCCCAUGAUGGCCACAGACUGGUGACAGCCUCAGACGACAAGUCUGUCAAAGUGUGGAGUGUUCACCGGCAGUGCUUUGUCAACUCUCUCAGCCAGCACACCAACUGGGUGCGCUGUGCCAGGUUUUCUCCGGAUGGGCGGCUGAUAGCUUCCUGCGGAGAUGAUCGCACUGUCCGGCUCUGGGACACCUCCACCAAACACUGCAUCAACUGCUUCACUGAUUAUGGAGGAUCAGAAACAUUUGUUGAUUUUAACCCAAGCGGCACCUGUAUAGCAUCCUCAGGAGCUGACAGUUCAUUGAAAAUCUGGGAUCUGAGAACCAACAAGCUGAUUCAGCAUUAUCAAGUCCACAGUGCAGGAAUCAACAGCUUUUCCUUCCAUCCAUCCAACAACUACCUGAUCAGUGGCUCUAGUGACAGCACUGUUAAGAUCCUGGACCUGCUGGAGGGACGCCUCAUCUACACCCUCCAUGGACACAAGGGUGCUGUAAUCACAGUAGCCUUUUCCAGGGCUGGAGAUCUCUUUGCCUCGGGGGGAGCUGAUGGUCAGGUGCUGAUGUGGAGGACAAACUUUGACACCAAAUCCUACCAGGACGUCCUGCAACAACACAGCCGGAGGUCCACCCCCGAUCCACCACCACACGUGACAGACAUCCACCCCAGAGGACCCCACCUUCAUCACCUGCAGCCCACAGCCAUUCAAAUCAGUCCGACAGUGGCAGAUACUCAGUCCACUGAUCCACGAGUCAUAGAGUUGGGCGAAGCUGUUCACACCACCACGCUCUCGAGCGGUCGGACACACUUUAUGCCCACGCAGGCUGCCGCCAACAGUCACCACUCCAACGGUUUGCCCACGCAUCACAUAAGCGGGUCAAGAGUGGAAGGAUGGAUGGGAGAUGAAAGUGCCGGUAGGGCAGGUGUGACUGCUGGGAGCCAGACUGGGGCAGGCAGCAGAGGAAGAGGAAGGAGAGAGGAAGAGGAAGGGGGGAGAGGCCAGACGCGCCCACUGGAAGUUCUCUCGGGUCAUCCAUCCAGCCUGGACUCGACCCUGCGGCACAUUGUUCAACAGUUGGACAUUCUCACGCAGAACACAGCUGCGACGGUACAACGAAGGUCUGAUUUAGCAGUUGCUGGUUCGCUGCGAUGGUCAUCUUGUGUUGGAAAUCACUGGUAAUCGACAUAAUCAGUUGUGGAGGUAUGAGGAUGUGUCGAAGAAACAGGGCCACGAAUACAACCCUGUUCAUCUCUGCUUCGGAGGGGAAUCUUUGAGAAUUCACAGUGGUGACACUCGCUGUUUCAUGAUUCCAAAUCUGAUAGGCCGGGACAUCUACAGUUGAGUGUGUACAUGUCCACAUCUUGUUUUGACGGAUUUGUCUGUACAUUGAGUAUCCCAUUCAGUCCACUGGCUGACGGCCAUAAAUGACUAUACAGCUGUUUGGAAACUGAAACAUGCCUGCUCCCUUCCCCGUGGCCCGACAAGGAAUGUCGCCGAUGUUGUGCUAAAAGAAACAAAGUGGGUCCACGAGAGAGACGCAGCCUUUUUUGGACAAAUUAUUCCUCAGCUCCAUACAACGGUUUCUCUCCCAUUCUGUCUCUCUCAUUGUCUCUCGGUGUCACUCAACCUUUUCCCCUCUUCCUCUUCCUCCCUGUGUUUUGCUCUCUUUCUUAUUAUCACAUCCUCUUGAAAUAGAGUCACAAAAAUGAAUUGAAACCACACACAUACAGUAGAACACACACACACACACACACACACACACACACUCCUUGCACAUCUCAACAUUGCGAAAGUCUCUCCAUCCCCUCCCCAUUAGCGUUUCCUGUUUUCCUCAUGCUUGUUCUCAUCUGUUUGUUUGCGGACCCGCUCUCAAAGGACACCCUUCAGUCCGACGCUUCCUGUUUUCACUAAGCUACAGAAGUCGAAAGUGCAGGGCGGCAGGAAUUUUUCUGUCCCGCUUGAGCCAGCAGCAAAACACCUUGAGUCUCACAACAGGACAGGGAAAACUUAUCUUAUCACUGUAAAUCAUGCUUGCUGGCUACAACUGAAUGCCCUAACUGAAACUGUAAAUUAGAUUUAGUUUGUAUAUUGUUUGGACGUGUUACCUUUCAGUUUUUUUCAUCUGGCACAGUUUAUACCAACACAAAUUUAACGUCACAUUCAUUCUGUUAUGUAACUCAGAAAGUUCAUCAGACGUACUGUAAACACCCAUCAGUGUUGUUCAGUACUUUCCGCAACAGCAGUUUUGCUCAUGCUUCCAAAAUAAGAUGCACCUGGGUGCCAGUCCACUUGUUUACUUUUGGACAGCAGCCAGUGCUGUUAGAUGAAAAUGACAUAACCCUGGGAUAUGUGUGAUACUGUUAUACAUAGUUCGGCAUAUGAAAAUGAAAUCUCACUUACAAAA
This is a messenger RNA of Acanthopagrus latus (yellowfin seabream), 3027 nucleotides long. RefSeq names its product POC1 centriolar protein B (gene poc1b). Bases 291 to 1802 code for a protein of 503 amino acids. The record is from RefSeq and is a predicted model, not a curated record. NCBI's taxonomy places the organism in Eukaryota, Metazoa, Chordata, Actinopteri, Spariformes, Sparidae. Gene Ontology annotation, cellular component: ciliary basal body; centriole. Gene Ontology annotation, molecular function: protein binding. Gene Ontology annotation, biological process: cilium assembly. The transcript is spliced from 12 exons.